Prorocentrum cordatum is the source of this 799-nucleotide messenger RNA. The record is from the annotation of a GenBank genome assembly. Lineage: Eukaryota; Dinophyceae; Prorocentrales; Prorocentraceae.
GCGCGGCGGACCAGCACGGUUGACCACAGUUUGUCCGUAGCCAUUUUGGCCCAAGGCCGUGGGGCACCCGACGACCGCGAGUCGUUCGCGGCGUUUCGAGCGCGAGGGUCUCCGCGCUGUGGGCCAAGUGAAGCAUCCUGUGCGCUCUCCUGUCCAGAGGCGUUUCGGCGCCACUCGCACUGCGCGGCAGGUGCCAUGCCGCGCUCGACCCCCGGCGGCGGAUGGGGUGGCAGCGGGCGCUGGACGCGCAGUGGCUGCCGCUGCUGGAACCAGGGCUGGCGCGGCAGGUGCUCGGGCCGCGGUGCAAGCGCGCCACCGCGGGCCAAGGGGACCGACCAGGCUCGCCGGCCCUCGCCGCCCAAGCCCAAGGCCCACGGAGGAUGCCGGGUGGAGCAGCCGCGGGGCCGCCGAAUCCGCUGCCAGGCGUGCGGGGCUGCCGGGGCCGCGUCCCAGGUCUCCUGCACCAGCGGCGCCAAGGCCAGCGCCGGGGCAGGCGCGGGGCAGGGCAGCCGUUCGCCAUCUAGCGGAGGAUCGAUCCACAGAGGUCGAGCGGCUCCACGCGUCCGUCGAGCAGCUGGAGGCGCUCCUGGCUGCGCCGCCAGAAGGGGGUCGAAGACUGCUUCACCGACGUGGUGGCCAACCAGCUGGAGGUCAAGCGCGCGGAGCUGGGCGAGGCCCGUCGAGCCGCCGAGGUCAGGUCAGCGGCGCUGCCCAGGGCGGCGCGCUUGUGCAAGGAGGCAUGGGCGGCGGGGCGGGCCGAGAGGAGGCUCAGCGCCGCCAGCGAGAGCCUGGAGGAGAA